AUGUUCUCCAUCAACGCUGCUCCCGUCGACGCUUGCAUGCCUGUGCCUUGCUCCAAGUGCUCAAAGACCACCUGGGCCGGAUGUGGCAACCACAUUGUCCAGGUCAUGUCCCAAGUCCCUGAGGCUGAGCGCUGCACCUGCCCUCGCGACUAA
Jaminaea rosea is the source of this 153-nucleotide messenger RNA. RefSeq lists its product as hypothetical. The transcript is spliced from 3 exons. The record is from RefSeq and is a predicted model, not a curated record. Bases 1 to 153 code for a protein of 50 amino acids. Lineage: Eukaryota; Fungi; Basidiomycota; Exobasidiomycetes; Microstromatales.